Molecule: messenger RNA, 1444 nt
Organism: Alternaria rosae
Lineage: Eukaryota; Fungi; Ascomycota; Dothideomycetes; Pleosporales; Pleosporaceae
Exons: 2
Coding region: 138-1364 (408 amino acids)
Source: RefSeq, a predicted model, not a curated record
AUAGUUGGACCAAAUUGCACCUGCCACGAUAAAGCAGCCUCGCACUUUCUUCGGUUACGGCGAGGGAACCUUGCUCUCCCCAGUCCAAAGUCGCCAUUUUCGCACUUCUCUCAAGAAUUAUCAACUUCUUCCGCAGAAUGGCGGGAAAAGUCACUUAUUCACGGCGCCCAAACAAACGCCGCGUACCUCACGACGGCGAUCCAGCACAUGACGACGACGACCAUCACAAGCGGACCAAGACAAAUACCGAGCCAAAUGGACCGCGGCUACCAACACCACCCUCAAGCCGACGAGGGCAGAAAUCCUGGUUCAACGGUCCCGUCUCCAUUCCUGAUUACGACAUGAACCCUCCGCGCUCAAUCUUCGAUAAGGUUCUCGAAAACAAGAAGCACCAAGCCCCGAAGCCGCAUGAGCGCAGUGUCCAGGGUGACUGUGAGAACUUCAAAGGCCUUAUGGAAACGGGACACAAGUCGAAAGAACAAAAUGGCUGGGCGAGGAACAGCUCUCUGCCAACACCACCAGCGGAGGCCCAGAAAAAAGCCCACCAGCAAGCGCGGAGAGAUGAGAAUCUCGCACGGUACAAAGGAAUUACUAACAGGGGCGAGCCGGCGACACUGGAGACGUCACCUACGGCGUCAAACCACACAUCGCAGCUCUUCGAGCGGGUCAUCAAGAACGAGCAACCAAAAGAACCAUAUCAGCCGAGGACAUACAAGGCUGAGGAGGUUUCAGGACCACGGCGAACUAUUAUGGGGGAACGUCUGUCUAGAAAUUCAGGCCAAGCCCGCAAAUUCAAGACGAACCAGACCGACUCGCCUCUCCUGCAGCUCCCCGAAAACGUGAGGAAUCUCAUCUACGCUUACGUACUUGGUGGUAAGACUAUCAAUAUCGGCUACCAGACCUAUCACCUUACCUUUGACCCUACAAAGCCCAAGAAGGUAAAGCAGGUUACACCCAUGUUCAAGUACCAGUGCACAGUAUACGAUGGUAACCGGAAUCCUUUUACGACGAUAUCCCAACCCUGGGUCAAGAGUUCUACGGUGUUUACGCUGCUCAACGGUGUCUGCCGUCAGAUGUACCAGGAAACAGCGACGCUGCCUUAUAGGCUCAACCUAAUCGCCUUUGACUCGUAUAGCAUCAUGUUCAACUUCUUGUUCAUGGAGGACCGCCUGCGUCGCGAGCAUCUCGAUACCUUCACCGAGAUUUUGCUACCUGAAGAGCUACCAGGGUCAAAUGCACUCGCCCGCUUGUGCAACGUCAACAAGGUGUUUUUAGGAGUCGCACAGGAGGGGAAACCUAAGGGGUGGUACCGUGUAGUGCGUGCUCAAGGCGAGGAGCCGAGACUUACAAGAGUGGUGAAGUAGUAGGAGGCAUGCAUGGCAGCAUGAGUGUGCACAUGAGGGCGUUAAAGGAGUUUCAGCGCGACUGUCUGGCAUUUUCUACU